GAUUUUGGCAAAUAAUAAAACCGAAAAAAUAUAUUGCCAAACAGUCAGUUUUUGGUUAAUGCUUCGGGAAUCGUCAUGUUGUUAGCUGAAAUUCACUGAAACUUGGAACUAUUCUUGGCAACAAAUAUUUUAAAUACUUUUGCUCGAAAUCCCUAAAUUUUUCCCUAAAUAUUUCACAACUCUAGAUUCAUCCCUGAGACGCUUGAAAAUCACUAAAUCUAGCGAUCAAAUCCCCAAUCUGGCAAUACUGCUUCGUACUCUGGGAUCACUCUCCAUCGUUUUGGCCAGAGCAGAAGUAAAGGGCGGGAAGAAAAUAAAAAAUGUCCGCAAAUGUGAAUGAUUUGAAUCAUGUUGAUCUUUUGGAUCCAGCGAUAAUUUUCGGCGCUGAUGAUCUUCUUUUUCAAGACGACGGUGGCGAAAAUCUUGAGUUUUUUCGACCGAAUGAACGAGAAAAUCACGCAAGGAUGCAAACUUAUUUUGAAGAAAUUAUACCUUUGUAUUCAUUGUCAGAUUUUCAGUCACACUUCCGACUUACUCGGCGAACCUUUCAGAAAGUCCUUGAUGAUAUGGGCCCCUUCUUACAUACACACAAUCCUGGACCUGCUAGAAUGUGCCCAGGAAAGCAAUUGUGCAUUGUUAUAUGGACAUUUCCCAACCAGGAAGUAUACAGGUCAAUAGCUGAUCGUUUCGGCGUUUCAAUGAACACAGCAUGGAGAUGCACGUUUAAUGUCGCUCAAACUCUGAAUAAUCAGACUCACAAUUAUAAUCGGUGGCCUGAGGGUCAAAAAUUAAUUGAAGCAGAAGAACAAUUCAGGGCAAUAUCAGGAUUUCCCGGUGUUGUUGCGACAGUUGAUGGAUGCCAUAUUGAAGUUAGUGCUCCUCAGUUCGAUGAAGGGAGUUACGUAAAUCGGAAGCACUUUCAUUCAGUCAUCUUGCAAGGAAUGAGCGAUGCCAAUAUGAAAUUUGUCGACGUAUUUACUGGAAUUUGCGGUAGUGUUCAUGAUGCUCGAGUACGGCAGAUGAGUGGCAUUAAACAAGCAAUAAAUGAAGAACCCGAACGUUUUUGUCCACGAGAAACGCAUUUCAUUGGUGAUUGGGCCGAUUUCGUAGGCUAAGGUACCUUUAUGUGCAGCACAUUGAAAAUGCACCUCUCAUCAUUGUUGCAUAUUGCGUUCUUCACAACAUCUGUCUUGAUUUGGAGGAUGUAGUGGAUGAAGAAGUAGUUGACGAAUUCGUUGAUGUCGGGAACGGUGCAAUUGACGACCAAUAUGGCAGAGAUGUAGUUGCAGCCGUGGAAAAGCGCUUCAUAGUUGCUGCAUUAUUAUUUAACGCAAGAAGAUUAAGAACACAGCCACACAAAAAAAAGUGUGCGGAUCUGGUAACAAGACAC
This is a messenger RNA of Belonocnema kinseyi, 1390 nucleotides long. Its product is annotated as putative nuclease HARBI1. The transcript has 3 exons. The record is from RefSeq and is a predicted model, not a curated record. The coding region runs from base 321 to 1115 and encodes 264 amino acids. Lineage: Eukaryota; Metazoa; Arthropoda; Insecta; Hymenoptera; Cynipidae.